GCUAAGCAUUGUUUUCGCCUCUAUUACGCCCAUAUUUCGCGAAGCGGCGCGGUAUUCGGCAGUCAGAUUUCGUGCGAUUCGAGUUUAAUUCGAGCGAGGUUAAGCAGCGAGUCCGAGGGUCGGAAUAACGCGAUGCCGGCUGGCUAACUUUGCCGAGGAAACUGUUAUUCGAGGUUACUUAACCCCCCAUAUUGACUGACACUUUAAUAAAAUGUCACGCUCGAUCAGCUGUCCGUUAACGCGAACGCGCGCCGCCGUAUUUCCUCGAUAUUUAACCAUCGAUGCGAAGUGUUUUAUCCUCCAGUGAGUAACGGAGCGACAGUCUCUCGGCGUGUAUUCGGUAAUAAGGUAAAAAAAAACGCCGGAAAAGCGGAAUUACGAUGAUGUGAAAGAGAGAGAGGGAGUGAGAGAGAAAGUGAGACAGAGAGAUAGUGCGUUCAGGGAGUUACGGCAAAGUGCGCGAAGAACGUCGCUUCGACGCCUACGCGGAGAUUCUUAACGGUAAAUAUGACAGGUUGUCGUCGCAACGCGUUCCUUCCAUAGGCGGCUUCGACAUCUCAGUCCCCGGUUAUCGUCCUCGGCCCUUUUCGUCCCUUUCUCCUUCUCCCCCUCCUCCUCCUCAUUCUCAUCGAAAAUCAAAGGUCAACGAGGAAUCGACACGGCGUGACAUGAAAAAGUAGUUCGCUCGCUCGCUGCGAAUAUAAUAUCAGUGCGCGUGUGUCGAUGUUCUUUUGUUGAAUUUCCCAGAUAUCAUCAGGAUGAAGCUAAUCCCUGCGGAUUACCUUGGCUUCACGGCCACUGAUCGACGAUUCAGCGGACCCAUGCUGCCCUGGACUGUCAGCGAGAUAAAAAAACACGGCGUGUCGGAAAAGGUGAAUCUAUUGGUGGCCUCUGGAUGCAUAUCUGCAUAUACGGCGCAUAAGGAACAGCCGUUGUUCAGACACCCGCUGAACAACACGUCGAAGGCGCAGCUAGUGCCCUCCAGUUCCCAGGACCCUAACGGGGGGAGCUUCCUGUACCUUGUGAAGGGGAAUGACGGCCUGUUCUAUUGUCACCUAUUCAGGGCAAAAGAUUCUCAAACGGUCAAAGAGCUGUUCAGCGCCAUGAAGGAACAGUCGUCGUCCUCGCGACUCGAAAAGGACCGAGAACCAACCCCUCAAAGGUCGAACAGCAGCGCCGCGGCUCUGACGUCACUGGGCGCCGAUAUAUCACCAAGUUCCUCACAUUUUUUUGAGGUUCUCUACAUCGGGAAAAUUAAAGUGUCUCACAAAAAAGUACCAGAGUCCUUCAUCGACGAUGCUCUGAUAAGAUUUCGUGCUUACGAACUUGAGAAGUCGAAAUCGUCGUCGAAUAAUCUACUCACCGAGUGCCAAAGACUGCAGAGACAGGCCAGCGUGAAAUUCUUGCCUACGUUGAACGUCAGAAGAGAUAGUCAGGAUUCAAGUGCCAGCGAAUUGGGCAGCAUAGAAAACAUAUCCUCGAGUAGCGUGUUGUCGCCAACGAAUUCAUUGGAUGUUGCAAAAACGUUGGGUGGAUCUGUUGAAGCCUUGUCACCGACAAACAACAACUCGUCCGAAAAUGACGGAGUGGAAAGUACUUCGGAGUUAACAAAAAAUAAAAACGCCAACUUGCCGUCACCGGAGGUAAUGAGGAACAGGGCUGCCUCCACCGGCAGCGUUUUAACUGCUAGAAGAGACUCUGCUGCGAAAGGAGGCGACGAGUACAAUCGUACCAUGCUUUUCCAGGUCGGUCGAUAUGACUUAAGAUUGAUCAGCCCUGACAGAAAACAAGUCCUGCUCCACAAGCAGCUCAAAGACGUCGCCAGUUGCGUGCAGGGUGUCAAAAACGCAGAGCACUUUGGCUUUAUUUGCAGAGAAGCUGGCAUGGAAUGUUACAUUGGCUAUGUUUUCAAAUGUCAAUCCGAAGCUGUUGCCGAUGAUUUAGUUGGAGCCAUCACCCAGGCGUUUGUUGCUACGUGUGAUGCCUCCAGAAAAGAAAGACAUCCAGUAUUUUCCUGUGAUCACUGCCCCAUGGUCUGGUACAAUAAAUUAUGUCAAGAUAUUGAAGGACAAAAUGACAAGAGAACGCAAAGUAUCAUCGUUUCACGGCUUGGUAUGUUACCCGAAGAUGAACAAGAGAUUAUUGUGACAAAAUACAAGGGAGCCGAAGCCUGCAACGGUACUUUAGGUGGUUCCGGAAAUGGUUCCAGCCUUAGAGAACAGAAUCAGUUUUUAAUGAUGUUGUUACGUGCGCAUUGCGAAGCGAAACAGGCGAGACACGUUCACGACACAGCUGAAAAUAGGAGUGAAUUUUUAAAUCAAUACCUCAGUGUCGGUGUUGGGAGUACGAUAUUCAUGAAAGCUAAGAGGUCUUUAACGAACAGUUUUGAUCACCUCAUGAAACGGAAAGGUUCGCGUGAUGACUUUGGAUUUAAUCCUAAUAUGAGGGAUUCAAUGCUACAAUUUAAUUCCCCUACAAAUCAAAAGGACGAAAGUCAGAGUCCGGUCUCUUCUGUGGCAUCUGGACUGGACAAUUGUGCCGAUUCAAACAGACCCAGAUCGUUGAGAGUGUCUCCUGAACAGCAGCUUAGCGUUAAUACUGGGCCAAAAAGUCCCAUGAUGGACAUUUUUUUAAAGGUAGGCAAUUCUCCGAAAAUGUCACCUACCGAGUCGGAGGGAAGCAAUCGUCUGCAAUCGAGUGGAUCGUGGAGACAGGCGAUAUUAAAUCGUGUGGUAACACCAGGAAAAGAUCAAGACAUCAAGGAUAACGUUACGUGUUCUGGUGUGAGUGGAAAAAACAAUCAACCUGUUCCAAUUCGAAAAACUAGAGAGGAGCUACGCGGUCUCUGGAAAAAGGCAAUCAAUCAACAAUUGAUACUCAUCAGAAUGGAGAGAGAGAAUACGAAGCUGAAAGAACGACAGGAGGAGGCAACGGUAAAAAGAAUUAAAUUAGAAUAUGACGAAUUGAGCAGCUGCGCUCGAGAGCUCGUUGAAGUUUGGGAUUUACUGGUAAGCAAAGAGUCGAGGAUAUCUACAAAAUGCGACAAUCAGAUGCUGCUUCAAGCCAUCAAACAGGGUGUACCACGCGGUAAGCGUGGCGAGGUUUGGCAGUUUUUGGCUGAGCAAUUUUGUUUGAAACAACCGCCGAUUGAAACUCGUGCUUUCCCAAGCUACAAUGUACCCUAUGAGGUUUUACUUAAGCAGCUCACAUCCCAGCAACAUGCGAUUCUAAUCGACUUGGGACGCACAUUUCCCAAUCAUCCUUACUUCAGCUGUGCCCUAGGACCUGGUCAAUUGGCGCUUUUCAACCUGCUUAAGGCAUAUUCUCUUCUCGAUCCCGAGGUUGGAUACUGCCAAGGGCUCAGCUUCGUUGCCGGAGUUCUUCUGUUGCAUAUGGCCGAAGAUCAAGCCUUUUUUUUGCUGCGUCACCUAAUGUUCCGAAGAGGUCUCCGAAAGUUGUACCUACCUGACAUGGCCGCACUACAAUUACACCUAUAUCAACUCUCUCGAUUAUUACAUGACAGACUUCCAGCUAUAUACAAUCAUUUUGACAAGCAUGAAGUCUCUCCCACUCUUUAUGCAGCACCGUGGUUAUUGACUUUAUUCGCCAGCCAAUUUCCAUUGGGUUUUGUUACCAGAGUGUUUGAUCUACUGUUUCUUGAAAGUUCCGAAGUGAUCUUCCGUGUAGCUGUUGCGUUGUUAGAGGAUCAUCAAGAUCAACUUCUUUGCUGCGAUAGUUUUGAAGAAAUCAUGGAGUAUCUGAAACUCCGCGUGCCAGCUGUCGACAAAGGGGUCCUCGAACGUGUAAUGAAACGGGUAUUCUACCCGGACACUGAAAUGGUUAAACAAUUGAACGAAUAUAGAGUUGAAUACCAAGUGCUGCAGGAAGAGAUGCUAUCCGUUAAACCACAGAUGGAAAAUAUGGAGAAGUUGGAAUUACUCAACAAACAGCUCACCCAAGAAAACGUCCAUCUCAACGAGCAACUCGAGAUUGCUAUGAGCAACCUUCACCGCCUUGAAACAGCCCGGUCAAUUCAACAAUCGUCAGCUCACAAGUUAGAAUCCCAGAAUCGCAGUCUUGAAGUUACAGUUGCAACGCUGGGAAAUUUUAUUCAGCACUUGGCAGAUACACGAACAGAUAUUGAGAUUCCAGGGGAUGUUCGUCGAAUAGUUGCACAGUUGAGUGUCGCGGAAAAGAGAAGAAGCAGCAUCGGUACAAAAUUGUAUCCAUUGAAAGUUAUUGAAGACAACAAUAACAAGUAUCAACCAAUGAAAAGCAACUCUACUGGCAGAGAAUCUCAAAAGAUGUUAAAGGGAAAUAGUAUCACAGCUGACACACCAUAUCCUUUAAAGUCGACAUUGAGUCAGCCAAAUUUAGGGGCAAAGCUUGAAAAAGUUUCGUCAUUUUUCGCAAAUUCACACAACCACAUCCGGCAACAACGUGCACAAAUAGCUGCUUUGAGAGGAGAAUGUGGAGAUAGCGGUAACGACGAAAAUGAUCCAAAGACUGUCAACAUUGAUAUUCAAAUCACUGAUACAGUGAGCUCCGCGACUGACAGCGUAGAUCAAUCAGGUGGUCAGUUACUGCAAAUUGAACCUAAUGCAUUAGAGAAGUCAAUUUCCUUGCCACUGUCCAAUGCUAAAUUGAAACUAAAGUCGUCCAAAUCAGCAUACGAACUUGGUUCAGUGAAAAAAGUACCAACGACGAAACUGGAGGACGCAACUGGGGAUUCAUUAACUAAUGUAACAGGUACCAUACAUCCUUUGGAUACUUGUAGCGAUGUAAACUUUAAAUUCGGCGGUACAACAAAGUUGAAAUGUAUAAAGCCUGGAAGGUCACCCGGCCAGAAUGGACAGGGUGAUAACCUGAGUAAAGAAAUUCCUGGACAAAAUGCAGAAAUUUUAACUAGAUAGCAAAUAUUUCUUGUUUCUGUUAAGGAAGAGUCGUAGUGCUUUACGUUUACGUAUAGCGUAAGCUUCACGUUUACCACAGUUCAUUGAUGGAAAAAAAAAAUAUUUUCAUUUCGGCUUCAAGACAAAUUAGUGAUUCAAAUGGUUUUGGGUGUCGCUUCACGGCACUCUAAUCAGCUCCAGAUAGCUUUGAAAUUCUGUGUUACCGGAUUCCCAAUUGGGAAAUGAUACAUAUCCAUCAUCGCGCAUGUUCAUUGAAUAAUGAAUUAAAAGAAAUUAUAGAACGAAAGUAUGGUUUGUAAGUUGUUUUUUUUUCAGUGGAAUACAAACAACAGCACAUUUUAAAACUACGACGUAAAAGUGAACUAUUUGUAUUCCGAUGCUCUCUUGCGUUCGUACUGUCAUAGAAACUAUUACUUUACGUAUGAAACGCAGGCAAAAAGGUGCAUGAACCAUGCUGGCGUUGAAUAAAAGAAAUAAUCAUCUAAUACCAGAGUUGUCUCACAUCUACUACGAAUAAUCAAGCUCAUAUAAAGUACUAUGAUAAGAUUGAAUAUCAUUAAUUAUGUACAAUUCAUAAUCUGAAGAGAUGAACUGAUUUUUUAAAAAGUAAAAUAUCAAACCAUCAAGUCCAAGCAGCUGCAACACUUCGGUAAACUGGUUAAGCUAUUCAAUUCGAUAAAUUUUGUAUUCGUUUGAUAAAUAAUAAAAAAGUAUGACACUUGACUAGAAUAGUACAUUCUGUCUAUCGCGGAAUAUAUGAAUUUGCACACAGCAUAUUUGUAGAUUAAUCGUAAAUUGAAAAUUCAAAAACAUUUCUACUUGACGCUUAUCCAAUGAAAUUUUUUUACUUUUCAAUUUUCCACUGGUCGCGUCAUAAUUUGUUGAUUUUAUACACUCAUCCAGAAAGGGACGUUUUCCAUUCAUCAAGUAAUGCGAAAACAAACAAUGAGUAUAUUUUCUAUGUGUAAGUUAGAAUCAAAAGCGUCAUACUUUCAAACUACCGAUCAUUGGGUAAUCAAUCAAUUUGAAUCAAUUAAUCAAUCGAUAAUUUCGAGUAGCUUACAUCAAUUCAAUGUUGACAGUACAAUCUGAGUUAAGCAAAACAAAAUCAUUAUUGCAUUAUUUAGAUUUUGUUUUACUAUUCUUAUCAGGUCAAUCAGAAAAAAUACCUUCUAAAAUGUGAUUGAUUUCGUUCCUUUUUUUCUUCCGCAUCCUAAGAAUUCACAACGGAAUCGUCGACUACCGUGUUACAUUUUGUAGGAUGUAGAAUUCAUUAUUAUUUGAUACACCUUAUACAUUUAUGCCACCGUAUUUGUAAUAUGUAGCCGGAAAAAACUACAUGUUUACAGUAGAGACGUAGGUACUACAGAUGUCACAGGAAAAAUGUAAACUCAAAGUAAAUCUUAAAAGUAUUAAAAUAAAUCUUUAUAACAUAAUGAAAAAGCUAUUACGGAUCGCAUUCUGUGAUGGUAGUAAUGAUAUAAUUAUUGUUCUUCGUAUUAUUAUUAUUAUUAUUAUUAUUAUUAUUAUUGUUGUUAUUAGUAUUACUGAUGUGUAUAUAUUGACUUUGGAUUAAUUUAGACCGAGUAAAAUUGGAUUUUGUUCAUACGAGACUUAACAUACAUCAUAUACAUAAAUAUAUUUCAGAAUACCAUAGAUGUAAAUCUUUUUUGUCGUAAUUACAAUCCGUUAAACAAUAAAUACGAUUUUCAUA
This is a messenger RNA of Diprion similis, 6627 nucleotides long. It is a transcript of the gene plx, whose product is annotated as TBC1 domain family member 1. The transcript has 17 exons. The record is from RefSeq and is a predicted model, not a curated record. Bases 759 to 4913 code for a protein of 1384 amino acids. NCBI's taxonomy places the organism in Eukaryota, Metazoa, Arthropoda, Insecta, Hymenoptera, Diprionidae.